AUUGAGGUCAGUAAUGCCUGACAAGCUGCGGCUGAAGAUGAACAAGCACUUUUUUUUUUCGUCUCCUCAAGGCAGCCUCUCCCAGAGGAACGGGAGGUCCCAUCAAUCGCGUUUCUUCUCCCAGGGCUAGUUCCUUUACUUAAGGAGGUUCACUAUCUCAGUGGGACGAUGUCGGGACCCGGGGUGGGGAGCUAAGAGGCUUUCUGCGAAGAACAGUUUAGAACUAAUCUGACCCUUGACUGGGCUCAAGAAGGUUUGGGUUCUUGGAAGGGCCAGGCCGCCAGCUUGCUUAUAAUCAGGUCAUCGCUGUCACUGAAAGCAGCAGGACAUCUGUCGGCUGGUAGUCCUGCAAGGGGGGGGGGUCUCCUCUCCCAGCCCUCACUCUGGACAUCCCCAUCCUGCAGUCAGAGCCGUCCCCCUCUCCCUCAGCCCCAUUCAUCCCUACUCUGCCCAACUGAAGCCUAGGAGGCGACGCCAUCGCGAGCCCAUCUCCUGGCCUCCCCCAGAGCCCUCUCUGAAAUCAUAAAGACUGUUUCCAAGCUGACUCACACCGCUAAUGUCAGGGAGUCGCGUCACACUGCGCUGGGCCCUGCAAGCUGUUGCUUGCGCGGCUGGCGGCCGCGGCUUUCCGCCGGGUCCCGGGGUCCGCUCGGUAGCCCAGCUGCCUCCCUGGGAGGGGCGGGGUUUGGGCGGACCACGCCCCCUCCUUCUCUCUCUGCCUGUAGGCCUGCCUCUCUCCCUCCCCAGCGGACCGCAAUGAUUUAGAAGUUCAGGAAUCCCACGUGACGUCACCAGGGGGGGUGAUGUAAUGCGCUCUAAAUAGACUGUAUUGUAAUCUUCUCUCAGUCCAACGUGGUUCCUUCACCCAGGCUCCGCUCUUCCCUUCUCUACACUUGUUUGAUUUAUGAGGAAUCCAAGAUGAACUUGGAGCAGGAAAGGCCAUUCGUCUGCAGCGCUCCAGGCUGCUCACAGCGCUUCCCGACCGAGGAUCAUCUGAUGAUUCAUAGACACAAGCAUGAAAUGACUUUGAAGUUUCCCUCAAUAAAAACAGACAGUUUGUUAUCAGAUCAGACCCCGACUCCCACUAGAUUCCUGAAGAACUGCGAGGAGGUGGGCCUCUUCAAUGACAUUGACUGCUCCCUUGAGCACGAGUUUCGGAAGGCCCAGGAGGAAGAGACCAGUAAAAGGGCUAUCCCAAUGCACAAUGCAGUUGGCGGAGCGAUGCCAGGGCCUCAUCAGCUGGGCACCACGCGGAUGCCCAACCAUGACACCAGCGUUGUGAUUCAACAGGCCAUGCCCUCCCCUCAGUCCAGCUCUGUGAUCACGCAAGCUCCUUCCACAAACCGUCAGAUCGGGCCUGUCCCAGGCUCUCUAUCGUCACUACUGCACCUUCACAACAGACAAAGACAGCCCAUGCCAGCCUCUAUGCCCGGGACCCUGCCGAACCCUACCAUGCCCGGCUCUUCAGCAGUCCUGAUGCCGAUGGAGAGGCAGAUGUCCGUAAACUCCAACAUCAUGGGGAUGCAAGGCCCGAACCUCAGUAAUCCCUGUGCAUCUCCCCAGGUGCAGCCAAUGCAUUCAGAGGCCAAGAUGAGGCUGAAGGCAGCUCUGACUCACCACCCUGCGGCCAUGUCCAAUGGAAACAUGAACAGCAUGGGACAUAUGAUGGAAAUGAUGGGCUCUCGCCAGGACCAGGCACCGCACCAUCACCUGCACUCACACCCGCAUCAGCACCAGACGCUGCCACCCCAUCACCCGUACCCACACCAGCACCAGCAUCAGCACCCUGCCCACCACCCUCAUCCGCAAGCCCAUCACCAGCAGAACCACCCGCAUCAUCACUCCCACCUCCAUGCACACCCGGCACACCACCAGACCUCGCCACACCCUCCCCUGCACACGGGCGGCCAAGCACAGGUUUCACCAGCGACACAGCAGAUGCAGCCCACCCAGACGAUACAGCCGCCCCAGCCAGCUGGGGGGCGUCGGCGAAGGGUGGUGGACGAGGACCCAGACGAGAGGCGGAGGAAGUUUCUGGAAAGGAACCGGGCUGCUGCCACCCGCUGUAGACAGAAGAGGAAGGUCUGGGUGAUGUCAUUGGAAAAAAAAGCGGAAGAACUCACCCAGACAAACAUGCAGCUUCAGAAUGAAGUUUCCAUGUUGAAAAAUGAGGUAGCCCAGCUGAAACAGUUGCUGUUAACACAUAAAGACUGCCCAAUAACUGCCAUGCAGAAAGAGUCCCAAGGCUAUCUAAGUCCCGAGAGCAGCCCUCCGGCCAGCCCUGUCCCGGCUUGCUCCCAGCAGCAGGUCAUUCAACACAAUACCAUCACUACUUCCUCAUCGGUCAGCGAGGUCGUCGGAAGCUCCACUCUCAGCCAGCUCGCCUCUCACAGAACAGACCUGAACCCCAUCCUUUAAGACUCCUGGCUACCCCCCCGUUGCUUCAGAGACAAGCAGUGUCAGCCUCCUCGACAGCAUCCUUUUUCCGCUAAGGGCAUUUUUAGAAUUAACCCAAACCUGGAAAACUCCUCAAGCCCUUCCAAGACUGGCUUUCAUUCAUUUUUAUAGUUAUUAUUGAAACGUGUCUUUUAUACUUAGUUAUAAAAAAAAAGGGAGUUAUGCAAUUAAUAUGUAUCUGCUUGGGAAACACUUUGGUGCUUUCUUCGACUUUCUGGUACCAGUUAUUCAUUGAUAAAAUGACCUCUUUCUGUACAUAGCCGUGGCUUCAGUCUAACCCCAAGGCCUCAGAUCAAGAAAGUAGGUCAACUCCAACAGUGGGCCCAAUGGAAUAAUCCACUGAAAUUCCUACCGAGGUAACUGGGGGGUACAUCUGGGGGAAAGCAUCAUAGCCAACAUGGAAGAGUUGGCCUUGUGACAUCCCCAGAUUCCUAAGGUAUAUGUAGAAUCUUUUCACGGCUGCUGUUGUUGUUGGUUUUUUUUUUCUUUUUUCUUUUAAAAAAUUAUAUAAUACAUGGAUGUCUGAACAAAGCGAAUAAAAUAAAACUGACAAAAAAAUUCUCUCUAACAUGUCUACCCCUCUUCUUUCUUUUCAUUCCCUUGGCUUGAACUUUCUCAUUUUCUCCCUAGCAAAUUUACCCUUUGUCCUUCCCUGUCUCACCAAUGACAUUUCUCCUUUCCUCUACAUCCCCUUUUUUCUCAUUUCCACCUACUUGUCCUCCCUUCCCCACCCCCCUUUUCUCCCCUCUAUGAGUGAAAAAGAAAAAAAAAAGUUGUUUUUAAAACAACACACUUCUCAGAACGAUUGGCUAGCCCUGGCUUUCAAUAGCCCUUCACCCACAGCUGGGGUUCAUUUAAGCUCUCGGUUUUUACAAAAUAGAAACCAGGAGAUGUUUCGUGUGCCUGAUUUAAUGUUUUUAAUAAACAGAGCAAGUUAGAGGCAGCCUCGCCACAGGUGAAAUGCUAUUGACAGGCAGCUGUGGGGACAUUGGGAAAGGGAGCUUUGUUCAAGCCUGUAUUGUGAGUUAAUGCCCGAUACGGGUAAUAACAUCACAACCUUGAAUUACGACGGGUUUUAUAUGGCCCGUCUGUAACAUUGAAAAUCCAUGUACUAUAUAAUAAUUCAGAGGGGCUCUAUUCACUACGCACGUUAUGUCGUUCCAUCAUCGACUGCUAAUAGCCUGAGAUUUAUUUUUCGUUUUAAGCCUGUGAAACCAGCUUCACCAUCCUAAUGGGCAAAGGAAGAAUAGCGUUAAGUCCUGGACAAAAACAGUGUUUCCACAGGUGCUUUUCUUACCCUCCCAUCACAUGGAAAGUAGCCUUUGGCUCAAGGCAGUUUUACCAGGAGAACGGCAAAGAAGGUUCUCGGCUGAACCCAAAAUGAUUUUUCCAUUUCUUAUCUUGACGAUUUGUGUGAAUGGACCUUUCGAUGCUGCCCAAGAAUUGAGGCGGGUCUCAUUGAAAUGGGCUACUCAGUGGCGCUAACUGGUGACAAUGCUUUUUCAAUAGGUGUUGUGCUUCAUCUCCAUUUUUUGGGAGGAGGUCUGUGAGUUUGUUAGCUUCUAAAGAUCAGCACUAUAGUUUUUCUCAAAAGUUCCCCAAAUGAUGAAUGUGGGUUUUCCCUUCCUUUUCCUUACUUUCUCUCUCUCUCAGAGUGAAUAGAGCCUCUUUGGAAGAAAAAAAGAAAAGUAUGAGGGUCACACAUCAUGAUUUUAAAGACAGUUUGUGUACUACACUUAAACUCUUUAUUGAUAUUUUUCCCGACAACUCUUGCCAUGUAUGCAACUGCUUUCAGAAGGUUUUGAGUGUACCAUGUAACUCAUGACUUGAUUAUAUAGUCUAAGAACCAAAAAAAAAAAAUUAAGAAAAAAAUAAAUGUAAAGGAUUUUAUUAUAUUUUAGACAAACAUAUAAUUUUAAAGUAUUUUAAAUACUGAAUCUAUAGUUCAUUUUUUAAAAAUGCUCCAGAGGUAACAACUGGAUGGGUUUGCUUGAUUUUUACCUCCCAAGGUAGUGCUCAAAGGACUAGUUUUGAAAGAAACAUGUCAUUUGUAUCUUAGCUUUGAAAAGAGGAGGUAUUUUCCAUCAAAAAUUCUUUUCUAGGACUUUACCAUCUGUCCUAAAAGUGGGGAGGGAAGGUCGGAGGGGGAGAUGGGCUACUGCAGUGUUCAUUUUAUGAUUUUUUUUUUGAUAAUUUUUUUUUUCAAAGGGGGAGACACACAAGUAAAACAAAACUUUUCUCCUUUUCCUGUCUAUAUAGUUCUUAACGAAACAGCCUUCUAAAACUGUACUGCUGAUGUCAGAAAGCCCAGGGAGUGACGUGUCACUAAAUCAAGGUUGGGUUUUCCUUUUUGUUCAGCCUCUUAAUUGAUAUUUUUCACCGUUAAGCUGAAAGCCUCUGACGGUUAAGAACUUGCCUCAGUUUUUCUUAAUUCAGCAACGUGACAGCCUGACUGAUGGGCAUUCUAUAUAGCUCAAUUACGUCUGUUUUUUAUGCUAAGCAGGCCAAGCCAACCCCACGGUAGCAAAGCAGCCUAAACGUAUAAUUAGAAUAAACUGUCUUCUUUCCAGACCAAGGGCCUUUAGGUGUAUUCAUUAGCAAUGGGGAAAUACAGGCAAUAAAAGAUGUCAGGGGACUUGUCAGGACUUCUGGAGAUGCUGAACAGAAUGGAUGGCUCCCUGGCCAAACCUAAUGCUGGGCAGAGUGAUAUGGACCAAGCUGGCUACUGAGCACCUCAAGUAAAACAUCAUGGAAUACUUUUCCUUUCCUAAAACAGUCCCUGCCCUCUAAGUCUUUCUGUUCAGUGUGUCUCAACACAUAGGGCGAUGAUGUUCUCCUCUCUUCGUUGAGUCUCUAGCCCCCCUCCCUCCUAUUCCUUUUGAAAGCCAUCUCAUCCGUGAAGUAAAUCUCAUUUUCCCAAGAGCUCCUCCUGACUAGAGGCCAAGAGAAAGAGUUUACAAAACUGCUUUUCUUCAUCCAAAUGUAGUUUAUUCAUUAGCAACAGCAUCUCUGUUCAAGAUCCCUGCCAGGCUACCUGGGAACUUUGACAGGGCCUCCCAUGCCUUAUUUGAUGGGCACUAACAGCAACACAGUUAAGUAUACCUGAUGGUGUGUCUGUCAGGGGGAGCCUCGUGCCAGCCGAGGCAGCCACAACUUCAUUGCUUCGUGAAACAUUUCUCAACAUCCAAGGCCCAAACAGGCAGGGUGGAAAUCCCAGCCCCUGUUGAUUGCCAUAAUUAUCAAGCUUUGUGUUGUAAGCCCUGUGUUUUUUGCUGGUCCUCCCACUUAGCAUUCCCCCACUGCCCAAGCCAAUUUAUGCAAGCCACAGUCAUAACACUGCCAGUGAGAGACAAGUGGUUGGUAUGCUUUCUUGGCAUGUUUUAUAAGGAUGAGAAUGAUUUAAAGAGGAGUGGAUAUUCCUAGGAGCUUAUCCGUGCAAUGCAACUAAAUGCAGCCCAUAUUAGGAGUGGGGGCAAGUUAAUGGGAGAUGGUCAGGUAGUGAUCUGCCCAUUACUUAUAUGAAUUUUAGUAUAGUAGCAGAGCUUGUCAUUAAUAUCAUAAACCAGCUUUUUUUGAGGGGGGGCAGGAAAUUCAUGUUUUUAAGCAACUAUAACUGCCGUUAAAAUAACCUUUCAGCUAGGAUAGAAUGUGCUUCUUUGUGGUUUCGUGUCAAACUUUCUCAACUAUAUCCAUUGAAUUAUGAAGUCAAGUUUGAGGACCAAAGCAACAUUUGAACAGGAAAUUUUUCAUUUAGAAUUUUAUAACAUAUUUAUUAAUAAAUGUUAUUUUUAAAACAUUCCAUCUGAGCAGUAUUCUUGUGGAGGCUGUAUUCAUUUUUGGAAGUUAAAGUGUUAGUUUAGAGUAAGCCCAGCUGUGCGAUAUCCCCAUUUUUUUCAGGGUCUCAAAUGGCUAUUCGCCAUCUCUAGAUGAAAAAGUUUGCUUAGGUGGAUGCUUAAAGUUUUGGGGGGCUUCAUUGUUCUGAGAGUUUCUGAAAUCUGCUUCUGAGCACUGAGAAACAAAGAUGGCAACUAUUUCCUUUUUUUUAUUUUAAAAGGAGCCCUUUUAUUUGAGUCAGCCAAGUUCAGCUAAAGGGGAAUCCUUAUUAUAACUGGAAAUGCUUUCUUUAGCCAUCCGCCAUGUCUCACUAAUGUCUCAGCUUUCUUAUGUUGAAUUCCUCCAGUGACUGCCAUUCCCCUACCCUACCCAAUGCUGUAGACUUCUGAAGCCCCAUUGGGCCCCCAUAAGAGAAGGGGAGGGAAAUGGCAAUUAAAGAUUGGGAUAGAACCCUGCCUAUCAGGAAAGUUGGGACUCGGAGUCUCUUUUCUACUUUUCACCUUAUUUAUAUUUUUAAAUUGCACUUUAGUGUCUUUGUUCCUUUUCUACUUUUCUUGCCCCUACUCCCAACUUUUCUGUCCCCAGUCCUCUCCUCUGGCCCUCCUUUACCUGUCUGUCUCUAGGCCUACUUCCCUGUUUUCCUUCCUCUGCUUCUUUUCCAUGACUCCAUGCAAACCCACUUCUCCCACUGGCUCAGACAUUGGCUCUGGUGAUUUUGACGUGCUAGCAUCUCCCGGUGGUUACUAAGCCUUGUUCAGUCUCCCAGCAGCCCAUGAUGAAGACUGCGAAGAGAAGAGAAUGCUAAGGAGAAAACCAGCCAGUGCUAAUAUGUGAAACGUGGGCAGUAGAGCCUCAGCUAGACUUUCAAAGUUCCCUUGUUCCUCCUGAGAACCAAAGUGUCCUGAAUGGGUAAGGGGCUGGAUCGUUCGAGGUAUGGCAGAUGCACUUUAGCUAGUUUCCGACCUAAUGUAGCAAUGAGGCCACUGAGAUUCCGGUGGCUGGAGAUAGUGUACUCUAAGUCCCUAGAAGGCUCUUCUGCCUUCUUACCUCCUGAGGGGCAGCAACCCCUGCCUUAAGGCUCUGCCCCAAGGACAAGCAAAUGCAAAAGCAAUAAUAUUUCUAGUGAAUUCAAAUACCAAAAAAAAAAAGCCCCCUAAUCCCCAAAUUAAAAUUCCCCAACUCUAUCAGUGCAUAGUCAUUGUAAAGCUGGAAAUGGAUCUCUUUCUAAAAUCUCUUUUUAUUUUUUUGCUUUGGGGGGGUGGGAAGAAGGGAGGGGAUGGUUUCCAGUGACCAUUGCUAAAAUUGUUUUGAGCGUUUCUGGGUUUUUUUGUUUUGUUUUUGUUUUUGUUUUAAUUUCAUGAAUUUUCUUUGGGAAACAUGUUUUUUCACCAGGUCAGAAGAAGAGAGGCCCAACUCCUGAUCUCGAGUUCAAAGAUGGACUCAUUCAGGGGUCGGUGGUUAUCUUGUCAGACUUGGGACAGGUUUCCAGAAUUACGAUUAGACCCAGUUCUGAUAUCUGGCAUGUUAGAAAUCAAUCUCUUGAUGUCUUUUCCUACACCAACCUCACUUUUCCUAGAUUAAGCUCUAUAUUACAAGCUUCCUUUUCUUUUGUAAAAGAGUUUUGGACUCAGGGUGCUUACUGAGAAGGCGGAGCCCAGAAGACUUAGUGUAAAUAUCCCUUGGAAAUGGUGGUGCACCCCACACCCUCUCACAUUCUGGCUUCCCCAUUGAGAAUCUCAACCCUACACAUGUGACUAGAGGUGGUCAAAGGAAGGGGAGCAUUGGGAGAAGAGGGCUUUCUCCUUGCGUCUCCGGUACAGUGCCUUGCACAUAGUGUGAAAUGCAUUCAAGUGGAAGUGAUCACGGCAGAAGAAAUGCUCCAGCCCAUUGGAAUGACUCCAUCAGCUUCGUCUCUUCUCUGCUACCUGGGUACCACUAAACCCAUCUCUGCCUCAUGAAGAUGCUUCUAAAGAGCGGAUGGGCUGCCUCUGAGGAGCAUCUUAGAGGGCAGAGAGUCUCUUUAGAGAGGUUAGAGCCUAAGGGAUGGAACUUCAAAGGUUUGAAGGUCCCCACCCCCAAAGCCCUGAACGUGACUGUUCUGGGAUUAGCAAGAUGGACCACAGAGACCUAUUUUUUUUUUUUUGAACUGGGUGAAGUGAGCAUUCGGAGGUCCCUCCAAAAGGUGCUGUCACUCUGAGUUAUGGGUUUGGGGCCGUUUGUAAUUGUCAACAGCAAAAAUGUCCAUGUUUGUUUGUCUCUUUGUUUAAUGAUGUAAAGCAACCACCUUCCUUCCUGGGAGGAGAGAACGUUCUGGUACAUACAUGUAAAUACUCGCUGCCACCUUUGAUAGGUUUAACUUUAUGUUAAGCUUUUUUGUUGUUUUUAUUGCUAUUCCUGCAUCGGGAACUCAUGUAUUGUUACAAGUGGACAAUGGGUUCAUGGAGACUGUUCGACUCGGUCAGAUUUUUACAUCUCUUUCUAUUGAGAAGAGACGAGAUUUUGUGCGUUUGUACAAAUGUUAAUAAUAUCACUGCAAUUCCAAUAUAAUAAAGCCUUCAAGUGCAAAGAA
Messenger RNA from Phascolarctos cinereus (koala), 8860 nucleotides. RefSeq names its product cAMP responsive element binding protein 5 (gene CREB5). The record is from RefSeq and is a predicted model, not a curated record. NCBI's taxonomy places the organism in Eukaryota, Metazoa, Chordata, Mammalia, Diprotodontia, Phascolarctidae. Gene Ontology annotation, biological process: regulation of DNA-templated transcription. Gene Ontology annotation, molecular function: DNA-binding transcription factor activity.